AUGUGUGAGGAGGUGGGCGAGGAGCCCCCACUGCCGGCGCUGGCUGUGGCUGUGCCCUGCCAGACGCUCUCUCCGCGUUGGGGGUUCACCAAGACCCCCCUGUCCGGGCCCCCGGGGCUCUCCCCGGGGCACCCAGCGAGGCCGGGCCUCCGCUGCUCCUCCCCGACUCCCGGGUUUCCCGGCACCGCGGUGGCUCCUCCUCCGUGCCCCCCCGCCCGCGGGGCCCCAUCCCGGGCAGCAGCACCCAAGGGACCCGCGCCGUGUCCCUGCAGCUUCGGGGGCGCUGCUGGCGGCACCUCCGACCCCUUCCAGCACCGGGAUCGCCGCCGCUCCCGGGGAGCUGCCGGGGAGCCGGCUGUGGGAGAGCGUGGGGACCCCGGGUGGCUCCCCGGGGACCCCGGGCUGGGCGCCGGGCCGUGCCGUGGGUGGCUCCCGGGGACGCGGUGCCAGGCGGCCGCGGUUUGGCGGAGGAAGCGGCGCCGUCCCGGCGCGGUUGUGCUGCGCCCCGGAUUCCCCACGUCCCAAUGCCCGCACAUUCCCCGAUCCCUUUGUGCUCGCUUCCCGGUGUACCCACGUGUCCCCGGGGAUCGCGGGACGCCGCCGGCAGGGCCGGCUCACGGGCCGGGGUGGGGGGAAUUUUGGGGGAGUUCCGGGGGGGGGGUCCUGCGGGUGCCCGCGGGGUCCCGGCGCUGCGGUGCCUCCCGGUACCGACAGGGGGCGCCGCGGGCGGGGGCGCCCCCGCCUCCCCCGGGACGGAUAAAGGCGGCGGGACCGGCACCGGGCGGGAUGGCCCGGGGCGCGCUCCGCCUGCUCUGCUGCGCCGUUGCCCUGCUCGCUGCCGCAGCAUCAGCACCAACUCCAACGUCUCCAUCCAACCCAAAAACAGCAUCAACCCCAUCCAGUGCCCCGGCAUCAACAGGAUCUUCAUCAUCUCCAUCCAGCACCACCACAGCACCAACUUCACCCAGUGCCUCGGGAUCCACAACACAUUUGACACCCUCAUCCAGUGCCACCACGGCACCAACUCCGUCCAGUGCCUCGGGCUCAACAGCAUCUUCAGCAUCUCCAUCCAACCCAAACACAACAUCAACUCCACACAAUACCUCGGCAUCAACACCAAUUCCAUCAUCUCCAUCCAACACCACCACAGCAUCAACUCCGCCCAGUACCUCAGGACCAACAACACAUUUGACUCCCUCAUCCAAUGCCACCACGGCAGCAGCUCCACCCCACACGAGAUCCACAGAGCAUCCACCUAACUCAACGUCCUCACCCAGGCCCUCGGGGCCUGCUGCUCCCAGCUCCCUCACGCCCACCGUGAGCCCCAACAGCAGCAGCACUGUCACCACCAGCUCCAGAACGGCAGCAGGCACUGGCAGCACAGCUGGAAACUCCAAGCAGGACCCCACCGAGCCGAGCCCUGGCGUGGUUGUCGCCGCCUCCCUCGCCGUCUGCCUGCUGGUGGCGGGCGCGGCCGUGCUGUUGGUGCGGCGGUCCCAGCGCGGCGUCCCGCGCUUCCAGCACCUGGAUGAGGUGCCCAUGAGCAAAGUGAUGGAGGGGUCCUCUGGCCCCCCCACCCCCAGCUGACCCCCCCCGCCGCAGCCCCCCGGGCUCCCCGCACUGCUGAAUAAAGGAGCUGCUGCCCCGGCUCUGGUUUCCC
This is a messenger RNA of Prinia subflava (tawny-flanked prinia), 1660 nucleotides long. RefSeq names its product colon, intestine and stomach enriched 1 (gene CIST1). Bases 1 to 1587 code for a protein of 528 amino acids. The transcript is spliced from 7 exons. Lineage: Eukaryota; Metazoa; Chordata; Aves; Passeriformes; Cisticolidae. The record is from RefSeq and is a predicted model, not a curated record.